Messenger RNA from Papilio xuthus (Asian swallowtail), 1319 nucleotides. RefSeq names its product zinc finger protein GLIS1. Gene Ontology annotation, molecular function: DNA-binding transcription factor activity, RNA polymerase II-specific; RNA polymerase II cis-regulatory region sequence-specific DNA binding. The transcript is spliced from 4 exons. The record is from RefSeq and is a predicted model, not a curated record. The coding region runs from base 79 to 1272 and encodes 397 amino acids. Gene Ontology annotation, biological process: regulation of transcription by RNA polymerase II. Gene Ontology annotation, cellular component: nucleus. NCBI's taxonomy places the organism in Eukaryota, Metazoa, Arthropoda, Insecta, Lepidoptera, Papilionidae.
GAGCGCGCGCCUUCAUUACACGCACGGAUCGCGUAGUGACCGGUAAUAAAAAAAAUAAAACAAUAUAUCAGUGUCAAAAUGUUAGUGUUCCCACAAUGGCGACCGGAGAUACAGGAAGGUUGCAGGGCGCCGCGAUGGAUGCCCGCGGAGAGGUUCGCGCCAUACCUAGCACGGCCGAUGUUGCCACCACUUCCGCCACAGCUGGAAGAUGAAGAGUCCCUGGGUGGAUCUUCACCUGAACGAGGCACAAACGAGAGUGUGGAAGAGUCAGAGGGCGUGUGCGGGUGGCGGGGCUGCGGCGCGCGGCUGCACAGCGUUGCCCGCCUGUCCGCGCACAUCGCACGCGCGCACGCGCACGCGCAUCGCGACGGACUCUUCUACUGCGGCUGGAAGGGAUGCUCGAGACCACAAAGAGGAUUUAAUGCGAGAUAUAAAAUGCUAGUGCAUGUCCGUACGCACACCAACGAACGACCUCAUACUUGCAAUCAAUGCAACAAAUGCUUCUCCAGAGCCGAGAAUCUGAAGAUACAUCUCAGAUCCCACUCCGGAGAGAAACCUUACGUCUGUCCUUAUGAGGGUUGCGGCAAAGCGUAUUCAAACUCGAGCGAUCGCUUCAAACACACACGGACGCAUACAGUCGAUAAGCCGUACUGCUGCAAAAUACCAGGAUGUAAUAAGCGAUACACAGAUCCGUCCAGUUUAAGAAAACACGUAAAAACAUACAAACAUUUCGCCCCAGAAGAGACAAACAAACGGGAUUCAUCUGACGAAAGCCAACACGAAAGUUUUUCACCGACCAAAGACAACUGUUACCUUAUAGAGCCUGUAUCACCUUUACGAGGAUGUUUUACCUAUAAUGAAAACAUAUCAUCACCAAAACUAUCAUAUAACAGUCUACAAAUACCAGAGCAACAGCUUUCGACAGUGGGUUACCCACAAGUGACGUAUGUUCGGCCAUUAGAACCUAUUUAUCCAAUAAGAGUACCGCAAAACGAAAUGUCUUACAUAGAAUAUACACAAAUGUAUGAACACGCUUACAGAAAUUACUAUUCGAAUAUAAAUUAUCCAGUACUUCGUCCUAGUGUUAACGAGAAGUCUUAUUAUAAUGAACAAAGUAUACCCGAAAGUACCAGGCGAACAGAAAUCAAUGAUGAUUAUAAAAAUAUAGACGCGCCUUUGAAUUUAAUUUGCUCGAAGCGAAUGGAUUACAAGCCCAUUGAAGAUCUAGUCACAUUUAAUGAUUUACCUUUAGAUUUAAGUACAAAGAGUUGAUGACAAAUUAUAUUUAAAAAUAAAUUAUUUAUUUAUAAAAUACCUUA